This is a messenger RNA of Rotaria socialis, 864 nucleotides long. The record is from the annotation of a GenBank genome assembly. Lineage: Eukaryota; Metazoa; Rotifera; Eurotatoria; Philodinida; Philodinidae.
AUGUCUGCUUAUUCCGGUCCACCAUCGGUGAAUCCUUAUUGGUACUAUGAUCCUCAUGGUUAUCAACCUAAUGUUAGUGUUUCGUUUAACACAAAUAUAUCUGUUAAUACACCACCACAUCCAUCAUUCGAUAUGUAUCAUAAUAGUAGUAACAACAAUAACAAUACUAGUGGUUUUGCUGAUUCCGGUUAUCUGUCUCGUACCCCUACUCCACCGACACCCAGUCGUAUUCCUUCACCACAACCAUUAUCAAUGAGGCAAGAACUAGAGAAAAAAGAAACAGAUUCAAGAUUGUCAGAAAAGUCAUUCGUUGAUAGUAAACCACGUUUACCUUAUGUCAAACGUACUAGAAUUCAAUAUACAAAUCAACAAUUACAAAUCUUGGAAGAAGCUUUCGACGAUAAUCAUUAUCCAGAAGUAACGACUGUUGAUGCCCUUGCUGAGAUGCUCGAUGUUCGGCAUGAAAAAAUUUCCAUUUGGUUUCAAAAUCGACGUUCACGUUAUAAGAGACAACAAAAACCAAAAUCUUCAUCAUCGUCAAAUGAGGCUAUAAAGAGAAUAACACACUCGAUUCCUGUAUCAUCAGCUGUACCAUCACAAUCCUAUGACUCACCGACAUCGUAUUAUUCACCAUAUUUUUGGCCAUCUCCAAUUGCUGAUAAUCGAACGGCAACGUCGUAUACAGGAAAUCCUCAUGUGCCAACUUUUUACGAUUCUAACGCAAGUCCCAUGUGGAAUACGAAUAAUAAUGCAGCUUAUUUGAGCUCGACACAAUGGCAUCAAUCUUCAUGUUCGAUGAAUUUAUCAUCAUCUCCUUCGUCGCCAUGUACUUCCAUACUGCCUGAACAUCUUCCGUCAAUGUAA